Messenger RNA from Trichogramma pretiosum, 1356 nucleotides. Its product is annotated as retinoid-inducible serine carboxypeptidase-like. The record is from RefSeq and is a predicted model, not a curated record. NCBI's taxonomy places the organism in Eukaryota, Metazoa, Arthropoda, Insecta, Hymenoptera, Trichogrammatidae. Gene Ontology annotation, molecular function: serine-type carboxypeptidase activity. The coding region runs from base 32 to 1285 and encodes 417 amino acids. The transcript is spliced from 8 exons. Gene Ontology annotation, biological process: proteolysis.
ACUGUCGUUUCAUAUAGUUUUAUCCAUCGAAAUGCUUCGAUCCUACGUAAUAAAUUCAAUAAUACUUUGUCUCUUGAUAAGCGGCUUUGCCAACGGGAAGAAACCAUUCGGUCCGGGUGCACUAGACUGGGCUUACGCCGAAGUACGGCCCAAUGCCCACAUGUUCUGGUUACUGUUUUAUACGACGAGCAAACAAGUCUAUGAAAGGCCCCUCGUGAUAUGGCUUCAAGGAGGUCCCGGUGUCGCGGCUAGUGGCGUCGGAAACAUCCUCGAAAUCGGACCGAUUGAUUUGAAGCUCAAAGCGCGCACUCACUCUUGGAUUAAAAACUAUAACGUUCUCUUCGUCGAUAGUCCUGUGGGUACAGGAUUCAGUUACACGAAAAAUGCACAAUAUGCCACUUCGGACACGCAAGUCGCCAAAGAUCUACUCAAGUGCCUUGCCUCGUUUUACGAUAAAUUACCACGUUUCAGAGACGUGCCUGUUUACAUUUUCGGCCAGUCUUACGGCGGUAAAGUGGCUUUGGCUUUGGCGCAGUUUUGGCUUAAAGCUCAGGAAAACAAUCAUAUGCCAGAUAAUUUAAAGGGAGUGGCCUUGGGUAAUGCUUGGAUUUCGCCGUUGGAUAGUGUCAUGAAUUGGGCUCCGUUUCUACUUCAAACGGGUUUCGUCGAUUUGGAGGGCUACGAAGCCAUUCAUAGUGAAGCAAAACUAACUCAAACUGCUGUAGCAGCAAAAGAAUGGCAGGUAGCUUACGAGGCUCAAAAAAAAACUCAAAUGGCCAUCUACCGAGAAACAAAAAAUAUCAAUUUCCAUAAUGUCUUUAGUAAUGUUGAUCUGUUGGUUCAAAAAACCAAUGCCGUGAAUGACCAACUGUUCAAACUGAUGAACGAUAGGGUAAAAAAAAGUUUAAAAUUGCCGAGCACUUGGUGUGGCCAAUGCUCGACAGUAUCGGCUGUACUUCAAAGCGAAUUCAUGAAGCCGGCAAAAGAUUUAGUGAGUUUUUUACUGGAAAAAACAAAGUUGAAAGUUUACGUAUAUAGCGGCAAUUGGGAUCUCAUCGUUCCAACUGCAGGUACACUUGGUUGGAUAAAACAUAUUAAUUGGAGUAAAAAAACUUCCUGGAACAGAGCCGAAAGAAAACCAUUGGUGAUUGACGGUAUUAUAGAAGGUUACAAAAAAAGCUUUGGAAAUUUUGCAUUUUACUCAAUUAAUCGAGCAGGCCAUUUGGUACCAGCUGAUAAUCCAAGAGCCGCUGAAAUUUUACUGAAUGAUUUAACGUCUAGCUGAGUCUGUUUAGGCUGAUUAUUCUUAAACUACACAAAUUGUGAAAAUACAUACAGUACUUGUCAAUUUUUCAA